AUGAAAGAUAUAUUUAUCAAGAAAAAGAAGCAUUCAACGGAGAGUCGCUCAUCACGGAGUUCUGGAAUCUCCAAAGGUUUGAGCAGCUUGAAGAUCGAUACGGAAACCCAGACUGGAAGUUUGGAUGAUGCCAAAUCUGCUAAAGCAUCGUUUUUGGAGAAGUACGCACCCAACUACAAGAAUAGAAGAGACAGCCAGAUUUCUCCAACCGAUAUAGGGCUGGAAGAUACACAAGAUGAGAUAACACAGUUACCGGGUGUUGAUCGGAAUCAGCGGUUUGGCAAGAGUCCGAAUACAAAUGGUGAGAAUUCUGGUGCCGGAGAUAACCAGACAUACAGAAGCUUUCAAUACUCGUACAACUCAAACACAAACUCAUUGUUCAGUUCAAGAAAGACGAUGUCGACCAGCUCGUCUACACAGCCGUCGGAGUCUCUCUAUUCGUACAAGAAAGGACUUCGACAAGUCUCAAAUUAUGAGCAAAACCCCGUUGUUGGCUCAUUUGGGCUUCCUUUGAGGGUUGUUCAUGAAGAAGAGCUGGAAAACGAGGAGCCAGUGACGAGCGAGUCGAAGAAGAGUCGAUCGAGCAGUCGGCAGUAUCGAAGGUCGUCGAUUCACUCUGAAGACGAGCGUAAGUCUUUCGAUAUAUCGUCAUUUUAUCGCGGACACAUUGAAAAAGUAGCACAUUCAACUCAGGCAGCACCGGUGACGGUACCUACUGUAGAGGAGUACGAGGACAAGCUUCUGGAGGAAUUCAUACUUCGGAAGCUCAAGCUUCUUUCAUUGGCUGUGUCGAAUAUCAUGAUCCAGGUGGUGCAGUCUGUGGUUAAUCUUACAAAAGCUUCCAUUAGCAUCAGUGAGUGCAUCACAAGGACUACCGAUACGAUUGCAAACAGUGACUUGUUGGUCCAUCUAAAGCCUUAUCAGUUUAACACUUCGUCCUCAGCUGGCUUGAGGAGACUUAUCAAGUAUGUGUUAAUGCUAGUUGACAACCUGCUCGUCGAUAAGGCAUACGACAGCUCCAAGUCACUCGUCCUUAAGAGUCUAUACAAGCUCUUUGUCAAGUUGAAGCUUGUCGAGUGCUCAAAUGCCGAUAUCAACGGUAUUCAGAGCUACGUAUCGCUAAUGGCACCCGAGUUCUUCCCUAUCGGACUAACGGUACAGAAUUCAUCACGUCAACAGGAAGUUGACGAUAUAUUCACAGCCUUGAUGUCGAAAUCUCGCCAGAAGAUGUUUUCCGACCAGGAGGGUUCGUUUGUCGCUCCAUUACUGAGAGGUUUCGUGAAUGAGAACCUAAGUGUGAUCACAUUCGCGUUUGGGUUUCCAGAUCCAACCAAGGAGCACAAGGAUGUGAUUAAGUACUUCUCAGCCAACUCGGAUGAUCUCCAUUUUCUGGUUUUGAAGGAUGCAAUUGUGUCCUGCUCGUCCAAAGCUGACGAAACUUCGCAAUCUACCACCCAGCAGUCCACUAUUGCACAUCCAGUGCUGAAAUUCAAGUCACCAUUCCGGAUAAUGGAGGAAGAUGUGGACUAUGUUCCAAUUUCGAUGUCUCUUUCUUGCAAUAACUCACUUACCCUUUCCGGAACGUUGGGCGGCUACGUUUACCCGAAAAUUCCAAAAACUUGCAUAGACCCAAAGCUGUUAAAAUACCAGGGUGCAAUAUUUGGGUUGACUUGUGCUCAUGUUGUUUUGAAUGAGACCAUACUUACUGAAAACAACGGUGAUCCGUAUCCGUUUGUGUCGGUUCCUUCACCGGUGUUGGUGAAUUUGUACCGAAAUGCUUUAAACAACGAGAGACUCAAGUAUGAUUCAAAAAUGCCGGAGUACAAUGCGUAUGACCAGGCAGUGAAAGAACUUGACAGACGGUUUCCUGUUCAGGAAGUGAAGAUCAGGAACAGAAUGAUCAAACGGAACUUGCCUGCUAAGAGAUUCGGGCAGAUAGUUUGGGGUGAGCGUAUUGUGAAGUCGGAGAAGUUAUCCGAUAUGGCUAUAAUUAAGAUAAACGUCGAAAACAAAAAGCAGUAUUUGAACUUCUUGGGUGAAGACUUGAAUUUGAGCUCGCUGGAUCCAUCUUUGAUAUUGUCGAACCUCUAUAUCAAGGAGGUGGUGAGCUUGUAUCAUGCUAAAGGUGGCCUACUAAACAGAGCGAACUUGAAUGUGUUUAAGGUUGGUGCCACGACUAAUUUUACCACCGGAAAACUUAACGGUAUGAAGAUGAUAUACUGGUCUGAGGGUCUGCUAAAAACAAGCGAGUUUGUCAUCAGUUCCAGCAGAAGAAAGAACUUCGCCUGUGGAGGCGAUUCGGGCUCGUUUAUUCUGUCAAAACUGAGCGAUAUCAAUACAAACUCUGUGGAAAGAACGCAACGAGAAAUUCAACCAGAUACAGUCUAUCCUCCGGAAUCGUCCCGGAGGUCUGUUCUCUCUUCAUUCAUCGAGAGUUUUAUUCCGUCGGCAUCUGUCCAUCAUGAGGAUUCUCAUCCAAGUGAAAAAGAUGCUGAAGCUCCAAAGUCUCCACCUACAGGUCUUGGGCUUGUGGGAAUGCUUCAUUCCUAUGAUGGUGAAUUAAAGCAGUUCGGUCUUUUUACACCGAUGACUUCAAUUCAGGAAAGACUUCAUGAAGUCACUGGUUUGGAAUGGGGAGUCGUUGGUUGUGAAGAUGAUGAAUUGGCGAUAGACGAAGAGAUAGAAGGCAGUGCGGUUAACGAACAGUCCUCCUCUGACAGUGUAGACUGA
Molecule: messenger RNA, 2730 nt
Organism: Brettanomyces bruxellensis
Lineage: Eukaryota; Fungi; Ascomycota; Pichiomycetes; Pichiales; Pichiaceae
Exons: 1
Coding region: 1-2730 (909 amino acids)
Source: RefSeq, a predicted model, not a curated record